AUGCCUUCUUUCAAAAGCAUACGCAGGCAGGUCCUGUGGAAUUUGAACUCGAGAUAUAUUUACGGACGCUAUCCUCUCCUACACACCUUAGUAUUCAUCACCGAGUUAAUCAUGGUUUCCUUCCUGGUGUCAAAAUUCAACAGCUACUAUGCUGCGAGACCAGUUCUCACGACCAUGGUCACCAACGCCAUUCUUGGUGGUGUAGCCGACACUGUCGCUCAGUCUAUCACAGCAGUCAGGGAACGCGCCGUUCGCAAACCUGGUGGCCCCGACCCCAGGUCCGACCGAUUGGCUAUCGAGAUCCACGAGGUGGACCGCAGAAUCUCUGAGGAGGAGCUCAUCCCCGACUCCAAGGCUCUGCCUCCACCAUUCGACUUUGAGAGAUUGACGAGAUUCAUGGCAUACGGUUUUAUCAUGGCUCCCAUUCAGCACAAGUGGUUCGGCUUCCUCAACCGUAUCUUCCCCUUGGCCAAGGGAGCUGGUACCAGUGCAGCAGCAAAGAGAACGGCCUUUGAUCAACUUCUCUUCGCACCCGUCGGUCUCGGAGCCUUCUUCACCUUCAUGACGGUGGCAGAGGGAGGUGGUCGCACCGAGAUCCAGAAGAAGUUCCAGGAUAUCUACAUCCCCUCGCUCAAGGCCAACUACUUGGUCUGGCCUGCUGUGCAGUUGAUCAACUUCAGACUGAUGCCGCGCCAGUUCCAAAUUCCCUUUGUGUCUACUGUUGGUAUUGCAUGGACUGCUUACCUUUCCCUGUCCAACUCGGCAGAGGAAGCUUAG
Molecule: messenger RNA, 777 nt
Organism: Aureobasidium namibiae CBS 147.97
Lineage: Eukaryota; Fungi; Ascomycota; Dothideomycetes; Dothideales; Saccotheciaceae
Exons: 6
Coding region: 1-777 (258 amino acids)
Cellular component (GO): membrane; cytoplasm
Source: RefSeq, a predicted model, not a curated record